Parnassius mnemosyne (clouded apollo) is the source of this 1440-nucleotide messenger RNA. Lineage: Eukaryota; Metazoa; Arthropoda; Insecta; Lepidoptera; Papilionidae. The record is from the annotation of a GenBank genome assembly.
AUGACUCAAAACGAAGAAGUUCUUACUGACACUAAUCCGAAUAUUAACAUGGAUAUUGAAACACACCGAAAGAAAUUCAGAAUUACAAUGGAGCUCCCCUUGUUUUUCACCUUGAUAGCAGUUUCUCUGUCAGGAGCUGUAAUUCGAAAUAUGAUAUUAUACCGUACAUGUGUACAUUCUUUAAAACAUAGUAAAGAGGAAUGUCAAGGAUUUCUCUCACCAACGAAGGCCAACAAUACGAAUCAUUUAGAGGAAGAAGUGCAAAAAUAUGAAGCAUUUGUAUCUAUGGUACGACUGAUUAUUGAAUCACUAGCCCCAGCUUGUCUUUCAUUGUUUCUUGGUGUAUGGUCUGAUACUCAUGGAAGAAAGCCUUUGGUAGUUUGGCCUCUUUUAGGUAUGUCAAUAAGCGGAACAUUAACUGUUGUCUACAGUAUGUUGGAUGGUUUUGGACCGUGGUGGUAUGUCUUGACUGUUAUACCCACGUCUUUCACGGGAGGCUUUACGUCACUUUUUACCGGUGCCUUUUGCUAUGUGAGUGACAUCACUACAGUUGAAAAGAGGUCGUUUAGGAUGACUGUUGUAGAAGCUGCUGUAUCCGUUGGUAGUGUCAUAGGUUCCAUGGCCAGCUCGUACGUCUUGAGGGCAGUUGGACAUGUAUACCUGUUACUCAUAACAGUAACCCUUCAAGUUGCUGCGUACGUUUUUACUAACGUGUGCUUGGAGGAAUCGCUACCGGGCGCAGUCCAGGGCACUCUGUCAUCUGUUUUAGAUUUUUCGCUUGUAAAAGAGAUGGUUCAUAAAUGCUUCAAGAAGCGGCCAAAUCACGGUCGUGCUCAAAUCCUGCUCUUGACCUGUGCGAAUAGUUUGUCAGUAUUCAUUAUGUACGGCUUAAUGAAUUUGGAGUACGAUUACACGAGGGCAAAGCUUAAUUGGGUCAUUAGGCAGUACACGAUGUAUGCAGCAGUGAACACGACGAUAUCUUUUCUUGGCUCUUUUAUUGGAGUCCUUUUGCUGCAGAGGAUAUUUCGUAUUAGCGACUUGUCAUUUUCUGUUGUAGCGUUCUUGUCGUCUACAACUGAAUACGUAAUAAAGACGUUCGCAGUUACCACGUGGUAUAUGUACUUGGGUGCUGGAGUAUCUUUAUUUAAACGUUUAUCAUCUCCAUUGAUCCGAUCCAUGUUAACGAAAAUGUUGCCUGUGGAAGACAUUGCGAAAGGUUUUGCUCUAAUGUGCGCCGUUGAAGCCAUUUCCUCCUUGAUAUCACCAGCACUGUACAGUUCAUUGUAUGUUUCUACUAUUAAAUGCUUCCCGGGCGCCAUCUAUGUACUCAGUAGCGGUAUUACAGGAUUGUGUAUUCUUUUUUUGGGGUUCGUGCAAUGUUUCAUUUGGAAAGGAUCUCAAAUAAGUUUUCAACAAGUAGAGGAAGAAGACACGUCGUAA